Clonostachys rhizophaga is the source of this 582-nucleotide messenger RNA. NCBI's taxonomy places the organism in Eukaryota, Fungi, Ascomycota, Sordariomycetes, Hypocreales, Bionectriaceae. The record is from the annotation of a GenBank genome assembly.
AUGAAUGGCCACAUGCACCCCGAUCGCAACCCAGGCAUGGGAGGCAUGAAGGAGAGUAACAACUCCUCGCUCGGCGACAACACUCAACCCCAGAGCAUGCACGUCAACGGCACCAACACCAUCUCGCCUCAGCAACUUGGAAUCAGCAGCCAGAGCACCUCGCACCAACCCGUCGGGAACGACUGGGUCAACACGAUCCAGUCGGUUCCAUCAGUCGCCGGGACCAUGUCGUCCUACUCUGCCCACGACGGGGGCAACACACCACGGCCCUGCGUCCUCCCCGGCGCGGGCCACCCGCUGACGGCGGCCAUGCUGGAGCGCUUCAACCAGCUCAACAGCGAGGACAACGUCAACAUGCGCAUCGCAAUCAAGCACAGUCUCAGGGCGAAGAAGGACAAGGCGUCGGCGACCCGCGUCUCCAACGACACCGUGGACCUCGGGCCGGUCUCAUCGCAGCCCACCCCCUUCGACAGCGAGGUCUUCGCCGCCGGCGCCUGGAGCGACACGCCUGCUGGACUUCACGGCUUUGGUCUGGACGCCGCUGAUGAUGACGGGGCGGAAGAUCUGUUCCUGGUGAAAUAA